Molecule: messenger RNA, 732 nt
Organism: Penicillium brevicompactum
Lineage: Eukaryota; Fungi; Ascomycota; Eurotiomycetes; Eurotiales; Aspergillaceae
Product: EXPERA domain-containing protein
Exons: 1
Coding region: 1-732 (243 amino acids)
Biological process (GO): sterol metabolic process
Cellular component (GO): membrane; endoplasmic reticulum
Molecular function (GO): cholestenol delta-isomerase activity
Source: RefSeq, a predicted model, not a curated record
AUGGCAUCCAACACUUCUUUUACGCUGGACGUCCCCACGGUCCUGAGCAUUGUGGUCUCUCUUUCCUUGAUGCCGGCUGCCCUGAUCCUCAGCCGAAGCCUCAUCCCGGCCAACAAGACUCGCGAUCGUAUCCUCUUUUUCUGGCACGCCUACGAUGCCCUGACACAUCUGUUGAUUGAGGGCUCCUUUGCAUACCACUGCUUUUUCAGCUACACCACUGUUGUCAACAACCCUGAAAAGGGACCUUACUGGUUCAACGACCCCACCCGCCUCUACGGCCCGAACCACGGCACUGGCCCAACUGCGCGACUCUGGCAGGAGUAUGCCAAGGCAGACCUCCGCUGGGGAGGAACCGAUACCGGGGUUGUCUCUCUCGAGCUGUUGACCGUCUUGAUCGGAGGCCCGACCGCUACCUACAUCUGCUACCUCCUCUGGCAGUCCAACACGAAACUCAAAGCCCAGUCCCGCGGCAGUGUCAAGGCAACAUUGUGGUUCUUCUCGAUUGCGCUAGCCACAGCAGAGCUAUACGGUGGCUUCAUGACCUUUGCACCAGAGUGGCUCACCGGAAGCACCGCGCUUGUUACCGAGGACCCAGUCUACCUCUGGUUGUAUCUCGUCUUCUUCAAUACACUCUGGGUGUGGAUUCCAUUGUGGGUCCUGUGGGAGGCAUCCAAGGAGCUGCGCGCCGCUUUCGUGGGAGCUGAGACACAGGCUGCGCUCAAGAGCCAGUAA